Molecule: messenger RNA, 7342 nt
Organism: Spodoptera frugiperda (fall armyworm)
Lineage: Eukaryota; Metazoa; Arthropoda; Insecta; Lepidoptera; Noctuidae
Product: WASH complex subunit 1
Exons: 6
Coding region: 183-1523 (446 amino acids)
Biological process (GO): endocytic recycling; retrograde transport, endosome to Golgi; Arp2/3 complex-mediated actin nucleation
Cellular component (GO): early endosome; recycling endosome; WASH complex
Molecular function (GO): actin binding; alpha-tubulin binding; gamma-tubulin binding
Source: RefSeq, a predicted model, not a curated record
GUUGUAAAUAAUGAACUUUAGGAGCUUUACGAAGUGCUAUAACAUUAUUGGACGUAAUAUAAAUACACACAAGAAUGUGGAUGUGUUGUCUAGUGAUAAUUCUUGUGCCUUAUUAAUUUAUUUUAGGUGAUUUUUAAGAAGCUUAGUAGAAAUUAAAAUACGCGCGUUAGAGAGGUUUAAAUAUGGAGGGUAUAUAUAAAAUUAAUUUAGUCCCAAGUGAUCUGAGCGUUGAGGAGACAAUACUGCAGAUUGCAGACACUUUGGAUAAUCUCAACGGUAUCGUAGACGAUGUAUUUGCAAGGCUUACGACUCGAAUCAAGCAGAACAUGGAUAAGACAAUGAAACUCCACGAACGAGUAGAGAUGUCGAGGUCGAAAGUAGAGAAGUUGACCGGCAUGCAGAAAGCAAUCAAAGUCUUCUCCAGUGCCAAGUACCCGGCCGCAAUAACUCACGAACAUUACCAGUCAGCUUUUGACGCAGAUGGAUACCAGCACAAGCCGAAAAAGGUUACUCUGAGUGGAAAAACUCAGGGGCAGUUUAAUGAAAAGGAAUUGCAGGAGAAACUCCAUUUCUACCACGUGAAAGUGGCAGAACCUAAAGACUCAAGGCCUAAACCAGAUUUCAAUUUGAAUAGUAUGAUCGAUAAACUGUCGAGUGUCGGUGACUUACUCAUAUUCAACACUGACGAGAGUCCUUAUCUGGGCACUACUCGACCGACGGCAGCGUACGUGCCAACAGUGACCUCUAAGGUCGAGAGUAAGAGCCUACUGGAAGCGGCGCCCAGCUCUAUUGUCAACAGAGAUGUUCUGAAGCGUGAUGCCGAUGAAUAUCUGUAUGCACCAGGAAUGGGAAUGGUGCCGGAGCUGGAGAUGCCACUAGACCUUCCACACUUACCGGGUAUAGCGGGCGAUGUGCAGUUCUCAAACACUACCGACGGGUCGAUAGCCCCAUCAGUCGUGACGUCACCUGUGGCGCAAGUCAUGCCUGUACCGGAGUUGGAACUCCCGGACUUGAAAGAAUUACAAGAUGUUAGUGGACCAAAAGAAGAGGUGAACGUGCCUGUGUCAGUGGUGCCUGACAUCCCUGACGCGCCGCCCCCGCCGCCGCCUGCGCAGGCCUUACCUCCUCCACCACCGCCGCCGCCCCCUCCACCACCACCGAUGGACAUCGCGCCCCCCGCCGAUAUCCAACGGAAAGAGAAGGCUCCGUCGUCGACUCCUGCGCCACCGCCUGCAGCUGGUGGCGACGCCCACUCCAACCUGAUGGCAGCCAUUCGACAAGCAGGUGGAGCUGGUCGUGCCAAGCUCCGCUCAGCUUCCGAAUCCACACCACAGAAGGGCGGAUCGAAACCUAGCGGCGGCGAUCUGAUGGCGGAUCUCCACGCGAAGCUAUCGAUGCGUCGUCGAGGCAUCUCCGGGGCUGAGAGGGCAGGAGGCUCCGUCCUGCACACGCUGGCCAGCUACAUACCUGAACCUGACCAGUCCUCGCCUGCGCGGUCCUCCAGCGAGGACGACUGGGAAUGACCCACCACAGUAACACUACGGACUAAUGUAAUACCUUAUCUUAGUUAUAUUUGUUUUAAACUUACUAUGUAAACACAGGGAAAGUAAAUGCGAUUCUUUCUUACUCUUCGCGGAUCUAAAUGAACAAUGUUACAUUGUGAACUUAGCAGCCUGUUAUGGAACCCUGGUACCGACUCACAGAGCACAAAAGCUCACAGAGACCAAGAGCAUAAUUGAGUAGUUCCAUACUUUGCUCACAAUUUAUUCAUACUACAGUAAUGAACGUAAUGUCAAAGGGAAUAUCGCUCUUUAAAUGAAGUCGCUACCGAAAUAAUACAGCUGUAAGCGCAACUGCACCCUUUGAAGUGACGGACAAAAAUAAACCGUAUUCUCUACGGGCCAAGCUCGAGUUUUAUAUGUAUACAAGAAAAUAAAUACGUAUGUAUUAAGUUUUAAGUUAUGAAAGAGUAUAUUACUAUAGUUAAAAUUAAAGCGAAAUGUAAAUUUGUACAUUAUAUAUUGGAUGUUAACAGUUUGUUUAAAAUUCGUCAUAACCGCUUAUUUCCAAAUGCGGGUAUUUCUUCCCCGGUCCCCAAUUAGAGGAUCUCUUACGAUAAUUUUCUUGGUACUGCCAUCUGUAUGUUCUAAGUAAAAACACAUUAAUUUGUUCUCCGAAAACUCGUUAUCGAUUGUUGCUCGUAUAAUAGGUAUAUUUAUGUCCAUUCCGUAUUAGGUUUUUAUGUUACUCUAAUCUUCAUACCUUCUCGGAAGCAGUGGGACAUACAAUUCCGAAUCGAUUAGAGCUAACCUUUACAUUGACCGCAUCCGAAUACUUAGAACGCUCUAAUUUCUGUCUAAUCAAGGUGUUAUUGUUCGGGUUAUGCAAUGAAAUCUAUCCGAUUGUUUACAUUUGUGCACGAGCUGUUUACUUUAAGUGUUAGAAGUUGUUUCCUAAGAUUUUCCUUGAUUCCCGGUACGUUGACGUACUUCUCCGUGUUGUUUGAAUAAUAUUCAAGUUUUUGGGAACAUUUUCCUUGUUCUAGGGUAAUUGUUGAUGUUGUGUAGCUGUAAGUGCUCGUACACUAUUAACAUUCAGUGUCGAUGUGUUAGCUCCGUUGUCUAAUCUCAUGUUUACAUAGCUAAGGGAAUAGUGUAUUAUAUAGGUACGUAAUUAUGUCCACUCGUGGACUGAAAGCGAAAGGCUGAGUUGAUUGAUGUUCUAACUUUCUAAGUGACGUCAGUACGAUACGGUGAAUUAAAAGGAUAUAUAAAUAGUCUAGCUAAAUGAGUCAUUGUUAAUUAUCGAUUCAUUAUGUAACAUAAGUAAAAUACGCCAUUAGUAGCACUAGCGGUACAACACUACGUCACGGACUUCUACGUCACACCUUCAAGCGUUGUUGUUGCAUUCUCAAAUUCCUAGUAUACUGUAUGUUAAUUCUAUUGUAAUCGAAAGCCACUUUAAUCUAAUAUUUACAUAUUUUCAAAGUAAAUACUAUUUAUGAAAAAUAUUUUGUAGUAUAAUGUAAAUAUUUUCUAUUCUAUGUAUUUGUAACAUUUGAUCAAUUUCAAUUAUUAACAUGUAUUGUUGUUGGAUAAGCAAAAAGCCUCACAGGACCAAUCUAAUUGUGGCCGCGGUCGGCAGUAUUCCGUGAAAUUUUAAUAGUCAAGUUCUAUUUACAAACAGAGAUUGGAAAGGGCUCUCGUUCCGGGAGGUUAUUACGAUAAUCGUAUUUCUCACUAGUGACUAUCUCGCUUUCGUUUCUAGGAAGGUGCGCGGCUACAUUAACAGUGUUCCCCGCAAACUAUCAACUGGUUCGGCUGAUUAGCAUUUCCAGAAUUGAGAAAAAGCUGCGCUACGACAGCGCCCUACUAGUUGAUACGUUAGCUACAGCUUAACACAAAACUAAACAUUCGCCCUAGAUCUGAACUGUGGUGAUAUUGUAUGAAGUAAUAAAUUAUUCAUGUGCGAGCGUCAUUCCGAGUACUGCUAAAUGUGGACUAAAAUUAUCGCGGAGGACGGAAUCUAGGUUGUAGAGGAGCUUGUGAUGAUUGUGCCUACCGCGACAGGUGCUAAAUAUUUACGACAUUAGGAAUGGAGUAAUGAAGUCAGUUUCGAUGUCCAAACUAGAGUGUGAGUGCAUAGCGAGAAGUUAUUGUAAGGUCAAGCAAGACUGGUUAUUGUAGCGGGGAACUCGUCGGAGAAUGGUGUUGACGUAGUCGGCGAUACUUCACACGCGGCGCCCGCUCCGUGUUUAUUGGCAAUGAGUGAUAUUACGCAUAUCCACAGCAUCCAUUGCCAAUGUCCGCGCGCGCCGCGGUACUGUCCGGUGCAGUACACAAUACAUUGCAUUUCUUCACAUUAACAUUAUGAAAUUAAUACGUAGUUCAGAUUUUAUACACCGUUUCAAGUUUAUCGUUAGACCUAUAUUAAAUGUUGUGAUAAAUCUAAUGGAAAUAAUUGAUGUUUUAGCACUUUGUAUACUUGGAAGUCACUUUGUAAUUUGGGGAACGUCUUUGCGUAAAUAAAUAUGUACGUAGGUAGGGCAUGGUUGACAUCAAAUGAUUAGAACAAACCUACACAAUAUUCUUGUGGUAUUCUCGGGAACGUUUUAUGGUUUUAAUUAACCAUUCGUUUCUAAGAAUUUAAUAUUAUUUGCUAUCCAAAUGUUUCUUUUAACAUUUCUUGAUUAUUGCGAAAAUCUGGUGAGCUAUUAUACGUAUACGAGAAUAAUAAGAACGUGAAACCAUCUGAUUAGAAGCACAGCACGUAAGGUAAUUUAGGCAGCGGCCUAUUCGCGUGCUUUACACACCUGUGCUGCAUCUCCGCACGUGACGUGGGUGUAUUAUUGGAGAAUUAGGUAAAAUGGCGGCAUGGUGUGUCGCUUCAUUUUGUUUUGGCCAUCAGUAUGCGCCGGCCACGUGUGCUACAAACAGUUAUUCAUAUGAAGUAGCCGUUAACUCCAAUUUCUUGCGACUACGGAUUAAGGGGACGAUCGCAAUUACCCACUUUGUUUCAUACAACCAAUAUUAAGCUGUUAAUGUUGAUAUAAUCACGUUAUAAGAAAUGUAUUCUAUCGCUGUAUAGUCGUAUUGACGCUUGUUUCAGUAAUGUAAGUUGAAUGUUUGUACGACAUUUUCUAUCAGAUAAAGCAAACGUUCUAAACGAAUAGUUACAGUUGUUAAGUUUUCAAAACAAUCAAUUAAGUAAUGUUUAUCGGUGCCGUUAUAAGUAAAUUAAAAUUGUUAUUUUCCGGGACCACUUGGCGGUAUUCAAAAGUAAAAUAUUCAUAUUAACUUAAAAGAUGAUUGUCCUUAAACGGGUAAUGGGUAUUAGCGACCUUAAUACCUUUAUGGAAUAAUCCCUGUGUUAUUUAAAGUGGAAGGCGUGCUUCGAAUAAUACAUAGAUACGUUAUGUACGUUAGAUUUUGAAUCUUAUUGUUGAAGCAAUACGAUGUACAAUAAUGUCGUAGUGUUGUAGUGAUGGGUUGCGAGUUCCGUUGAACAUAACUGCCGCUUGCGCUGUUGGUAUAUGAAAAUAAUUAAUGUAAUAUUUGUUUAAGUGUUACUGUUGUACGAUGUGCUAGUAAAAUCACAAUAAAAAAAAACAUCGACGUUGAUCCUUGGUGCUUUAUGAAAAAUCAAAUUAAAUAGUUUUUAAAACUAUUGUAGUUUCGUGGCUGGGUGAUGUGAGGGCUGGAUAAGAGUUGGUUGCUCUCGAUAGCAGUGGUUCUUCUUAUCUUGUAAUUGAUAAAGUUGUCGAUGUUUUGGUCGUAAAGAUGGCGUUGUGUUUGUCCUCUGCUUGAGUUUCGCCUCACUGUAUGUCGUCGAGUCUACGUUGUCGUAAUAUUCCGUAAGAGCUUAAAAGCCGGGUCUUGCCUGUUACACGUCAGACCUCAAGCGAUCGUUCUGUGCGAUUUCCUAUAGUUUUAAAUUAGGUAUGUAAGUGUAAACCCGGAUAUUGCUUUUCGAACUUUGAAGUAGAGUCGAUACGAAAUGAAACGAAACUUUACGAGCUUUUCAAAGUGCACACAGCGCUUGUUGUUUUAGUGUGUAGUAGAGAAACCGCAGCGCUGCUGCUGGCUAAAAUGUAAACUAGAUUAUGUUUUACUUGGUAAAGAACCGAGUCCAGUUUAUAAUGAAAUUCACUUCGUAUCGAUCCUCUUUCAAUCGGGAAGUUUGAUAAUUUAGGCAGAAUUGCACAGUUACGUCAGAGAUUAUGUAAAAAAAAUAUAAAACGCAGCUGUCCGUGUGUGGGUGCUUUACGUAAUGCCAUUGUUUUAGCUUAUUUUAUUAUAUUAAAAGUUAAGUUUUAUCCGCCAAUAUUAUACGUAGGUGUAAUAUCGCAAAGCAUGCAAGCUAAGGGCUCCUGCACUGUAACAACAGGUUUUGUAAAAUAACGCGACAUUUUAUUACUUAAAUUUUAUAAUUAGGUGGUAACAGUAGUAGGGCACGGCUGCAGACGCGUCUGUGUGACGUGUGCUAAUUGAAUGGGUACACUCGCGGUCGAUGUCUAAUGUCAUUAGUUUCACCUCUAAUGCCGCCAUUCUCCGUGAUGUACUGUAAACACAAACAUGCAUUUAGAUAAAUGACAUCAUUUACUCAAUGCACCACAUAAUUAAAUUGCAAUUCCUCUAACUAGACAAUUACUUCUAAUGAAUUUUACUAAUUGAAAAACAUAAUACUUGUUUAUUAAUUGUAAUAAACUAUCGACAUAGACAUCGACCCGACUCUAGUAUAAGACUGAAAUCACAGAUAAAUAAUAUUUUGAAAUUAAAUCAUUUUAAAAAUCAAAUGUUUAAUGGUUGGGUAAGGAUAAGUGCAUAGGCCCGCUAACUUGUAAGCAAGCGUUAAAUAAAUCUGAGUAGUUAUUAAGUUUGAAUGGAUUCCGACUAACUUUUGUAGCUUAUCGGCGAAAUAAAUUAAAAACUAUGUUGAUAUUAUAAUGAAUUUAACGAAAUUAUGUAUAUAGGUAUAUAUAUAGAAUUUAAUGUAGAUGUUUCUAAUUGUAUAAAAACUUAGUGUAAAAUAUGAUGUACGAUUAAUUUGACGGCGUUGUCCACUGAGACGUAUUGUUGUACUCUGUUAAUCUGUAGACCCCUAAACAAAUUAGAGAGGCUUAAAUAAAAAACACAACACAUUUUGCAACCCCUUCAGGUAGCUGCAUCAGCCAAUUUUAAUCUCUAAUGCUUUCAACUUAACGGUUGGUUUGGCAAAAUCAUGCUUUUCUUUUACAAUUCUUAAGUCUAUCACAUAAAUCUUGGAAUUGGUUGAUGCAGCUGCAAAAACUUGUCAGAUGUGUUGUGUUGUUUACUCCAGACGUGCGUACAUCACGUGUCAAUGGUCAGCGCCGUCCCUAGUGAUACUUGCCUUCAUAAUUUUGUUUAAGUUUUGACUGACUGAUUUAAAUGUUCACGUGUUAUAGUUUAUAGUGACUUUUUUACACUCCAUGCAUUUUUUUAAGUCAAUGCAAAUAUUUUUUUUAAACUAUUUAGGUACAACAAUCAAUAGUCAACUACAUAUUUUUAAGAUGGAUUAGUGUAAUUUGUUUUAAUAAUAACGAUGUUUAAGUCAUUAAUUUAUUUACAGCGAAUAUUUACAGUAGAAGUGUUUGUUACUAUAGAAGUAUGUCGUUUGUCCUGAAUCGAAUCCAUGUAAAGCACUAAUCCGUCUCAUAGCUGUAUCGUGUAAAUAUAAAGUCGGUAUAUGUAACUGUUCACUGGAUUGUAUCACGUUGUCAUUUAUACGUACGUUUGUUGUAUGAUGGAUUUUACAUGUUACGAUGUAUGGUAUAUUCAUUCAUUAAUUAUAUGUAUAAUGAAAUUUUAAAUAUCUAAAACUA